AUGACGAGACCACGCGGCUCUUCGGCGGCGAGCGAGGAGAGCGCCGGCGUGCCCCUCGACCAGGAGCUCGGGAGUAUGUACGAUUACCUUGCCAAGGUUAUCCUCCUAGGACCCAGCGGAUCGGGAAAGUCAUGUCUUUUGCACCGCUUCGUCAAGAACGAAUGGCGAGUUCUCUCCUCCCAGACCAUCGGCGUCGAGUUCUCCAGCAAGAUCAUUAAAGUUGGCACUGGUGCGAGGAGGAAACGCAUAAAACUACAGCUCUGGGACACAGCAGGCACAGAGCGGUUCCGCUCCGUCUCGCGAUCCUACUACCGAGGCGCCGCCGGCGCCAUCCUCGUCUACGACAUCACAUCCCACGCCUCCUUCCGCGCCAUCCAACCCUUCCUAAACGACGCCCGCGCCCUCGCCUCCCCGAAACUCAGCGUCCUCCUCGUAGGAAACAAGCUCGACCUCGCCUCCGACGCCCUCAUCGACACGAGCAUACCGCCCCUAACCCCCAGCAGCGUAGGAUCCACAAGCACGACCGCCACUUUGCGUCCCGUACCCAGCACGACGUCCCUCUCCACCAUCACCACAACCGACAGCUCCAGCACCAUAAGAGGCGGACAGCCAGGCUCGGUAUCCACAUCCCUUGGCACCGCGCACUCCCAGCGCGUAACCGUCGCCCCCGAAGGCCGCGAAGUCUCCUCCUCCGAAGCCACGCGCUGGGCUAGCACCGUCGGCGUCCCCGUCGUCAUGGAGGCGAGCGCCUUCACGGGCGAAAACGUUGACGAGAUCUUCGGCCGGCUGGCGCGCAUGAUCCUCACCAAGAUCGAGCUCGGCGAGAUCGACCCGGACGACCCCAUGAGCGGCAUCCAGUACGGCGAUAACUACGGCGGCGGGUGGAAUGCCGGCGCGAGCGACGGCGCGAGCAUCAAGAGUUCUAUGACGGCGGGGACUAUUGAUGAUAUUGGGGCCGGGGGACCCAGAAGGAGGAGAGGGCGCGGUGGGGGGAGGAUGGGGAGGAAUAGAGGGGGGAAUUGGGCGGGACUUAGGGAGUGGGAGGAGGUGUUUACAAUUGGGAAUAGGAGGAGGGGUGGGAACUGUUGUUGA
Messenger RNA from Scedosporium apiospermum, 1092 nucleotides. RefSeq lists its product as uncharacterized. The transcript has 4 exons. Gene Ontology annotation, cellular component: endosome. The coding region runs from base 1 to 1092 and encodes 363 amino acids. The record is from RefSeq and is a predicted model, not a curated record. Gene Ontology annotation, molecular function: GTPase activity; GTP binding. Gene Ontology annotation, biological process: regulation of endocytosis. NCBI's taxonomy places the organism in Eukaryota, Fungi, Ascomycota, Sordariomycetes, Microascales, Microascaceae.